UGGCCUGCAGGCAGGGGGACCCCACCCACGGGCGAGUUGCACAUCUGGGUGAAGGACGCUCAGAGCCUCAUCCCGCUGCAGAGCGGCACCGUGGACGCCUUUGUGCAGUGCUACGUGCUGCCGGAUGACAGCAAGGCCAGCCGGCAGAAGACGCGGGUGGUGAAGCGGAGCCUGAACCCCCUCUUCAACCACACCAUGGUCUACGACGGCUUCCAGGCCAAGGACUUGGCCGAGGCGUGCGCAGAGUUCACCCUCUGGCACCAGGAAGCCUUUUCCAAGCGCCUGCUGGGCGGCAUCCGGCUCAGCCUGGGCACUGGGAGCAGCUACGGGCUGCCUGUGGGCUGGAUGGACUCGACGGUGGAGGAGCAGGGGGUGUGGAAGCGGCUGCUCCAGCAGCCCCAGCAGUGGGUGGAAGCUCUGCUGCCCCUGCGGACCAACCUGGCCCCCCGGGUGUAGCCCCCUGGCCCCACGAGGACCGCCUGGUGCCAGCGGGACUGUGGGACCUGGGGGGGAUGGAGACCUGGAGCAUCACUGUGCGGGGCUGGGGGUCUGUGCCCUCCCCUUCCAGCAGCAAUGAAGUGGCACCAGAGGGCA
This is a messenger RNA of Empidonax traillii (willow flycatcher), 594 nucleotides long. Its product is annotated as synaptotagmin-like protein 1. NCBI's taxonomy places the organism in Eukaryota, Metazoa, Chordata, Aves, Passeriformes, Tyrannidae. Gene Ontology annotation, cellular component: plasma membrane; exocytic vesicle. The record is from RefSeq and is a predicted model, not a curated record. Gene Ontology annotation, molecular function: neurexin family protein binding. The transcript is spliced from 3 exons. The annotation marks the transcript as partial. Gene Ontology annotation, biological process: exocytosis.